Messenger RNA from Candidula unifasciata, 1663 nucleotides. NCBI's taxonomy places the organism in Eukaryota, Metazoa, Mollusca, Gastropoda, Stylommatophora, Geomitridae. The record is from the annotation of a GenBank genome assembly.
GGUGAUGUCCGUGCCCCGCCCCCCACAGUUCUCGGAGCUCAGCAGACGGUUGCAGGAGAUGUAUCAUGUGGUUCUCAACGUCUUCUACACACAGUGUAACGGAGAGAUCUACAUUCCCCUCAAAAGUCAGGCCGACCUGGACGCUGCCUUACAACUGGUGCAGCAGAAUGAACACACGUCCAGCCUACGCCUCUAUCUGACCGCGGUGGGGACCACAUCAGAGCUGUCCGGCAGUCACCACAACUCCCAUAACACAUACAACUCCUACAGCUCAACUACCCCGGGCCGCCACUCACCAAGCCCGCCGCCGGGUUCUCUGCCCUUGAAAGACUCCUACCUGAGAACCAACUCAUUCACCCCAGUUGACGGCGAGGGCCAGUUCAUCCCAGAGCCUUACAUGCGUGGAGAUCUGGGCGUGUACGGGCAUCACAGAGACGAUUCCAUAUCCGAGUCAUUGUCUUCCAACGACAGCAGCUACAUCAGUGGACAUGAGGGUAGGCGAAGAGAUUCCAAGAGGAGUGUUGUGUCAGAGAAUUCCAAGGAUGAACUUCCACAGAGGGACAACAGUCGCAAACAUUUUGGGACUUUUCCUCGUGGUUUUGAGGGCACCCAGACAGAGACUGCUACAGAAGGCAAGAGUAAUGGACACCAGACGUUCCCAAGGUCAGCCAUCCGACGGUUUGAGAACGAAAUGUCCGUGAACUCUCUGAUGUCCCAUAGUUCCGAGGGAACAUUGGAUACUCGAAGCUUGGAUUCCAGGAGCUCAUCCAGUAGUGGAUUGCCCACAGAUCCAGAUUUUGAUUCUCCCGGAGGCCGAUAUUCGUUAAGUGGGCCACUGUUCUCGAAAUCACCUCGUGCCCCAACCAACUGGAAACGAGGUCGUCUGCUGGGCUCCGGAGCAUUUGGGGAAGUUUACCUCUGCUGUGACUCGGAUUCAUCCAUUGAACUGGCGGUCAAGCAGGUUCAGCUGGGUGCUCUUAAUGCUGAAGUGUCCAAGGAAGUCAGGGCUUUAGAAAAUGAGUUACAACUGUUACGCAACUUCCAACAUGAAAGAAUUGUCCAGUACUACGGGUGCCAACAAGAGAGUAAAGUGUUGUCCAUUUUCAUGGAGUACAUGCCUGGGGGUUCAGUCUUAGACCAUAUGAAACAGUAUGGGCCCCUCACGGAGAACGUCACUCGCAGAUAUACCAGGCAGAUCUUGCAGGGGCUAGCCUUCUUGCACAAAAAUGUCAUUGUUCACAGGGAUAUUAAAGCUGCAAAUAUUUUAAGAGACACGGUUGGUAACGUCAAGCUAGCAGACUUUGGGGCUUCCAAAAGGUUACAGACGAUCACUAGUGCUACAGGGCUAAAGACAGCUGUGGGCACUCCUCAUUGGAUGGCUCCAGAGGUCAUCAAUGGCGAAGGUUACGGCCGCAAGGCUGAUGUCUGGAGCAUCGGUUGCACCGUCGUAGAAAUGAUUACUAUGAAACCCCCAUUCCACGAAUAUGAGCCAUUCUCUGCCAUGUUUCAAAUCGUCACCAGCAAACAUCCAAAGUACGAACUGCCGUCAAACUGUUCCCCUGCAGCGAAGGACUUUCUGUUGCAUACAUUCAGACGAACUGGCCAGGAGCGGCCCUCUGCUGAAGCUCUUUUGGAGCACCGGUUUGUUAGGGACUUAACAUAG